UAAUGACUGACACGUACCAUCUCCAGCGCAAAGAUAUUUGCAGUGGCAUGCCUAUUGUUGAACUCAAUAAGGAGUGGCCUUUUCUCUUAACCUGCAAGUGUCUUGUCAACCAUUUCCACAUGCUCACCGAAAUAAAUCUGCAGUCUGCGAUGGAGGUUUCGCUUCAUGCUAGGAACAAGGGUUGUCGCAUUUACGAGUACGUUUUGUCAGGGCCACAGAAAAAGAAGUCUGGGGAUCUGAAGCAGUGGAUUCGCAUCAUAAAGGCCGAGGUGGAGGAGACAAAAUCAACUGACCCUCAAUGCCAAGGUGUUUCCUUCCUGCUCCUGCACUACUUCGAAGAAGAAGAAGAUAGGCUUUUUCGCUUCUAUGGAGUUGAUGGUAAUAAGCAGAAGAUUGACAGUGACAAACUGAAGCCUCCUUCUCCAUUCAUUGCAAUCAUUGGAUCAAGGGAAGACAUGUUCCAGGGACAGAACCUGUUCUACUUGGUGGUGGAGGGGUCCGUUGUCAAUGAUCGAAUUGCCACCUUCAGUGAAGCUGUGAUUAGCCUCUUCUCAUGUUUUUAUACUCUUUCUUUAGAGUAUCCACCAGAGGCGGCAGUCACAAUGGAGUUUAUCCAAAGGGAACUGAUUGGCAUCAACCCAGAGGGGCCAGUAGGUGCAAAGAAUGGAGGCAAAAAGAAAAAGAAAUCUAUCGUCGCUCCCAAGAUUGUAGCCCUCCUUCGCGGGAUAAUGGAAUUCGAGUCGGACUGGCAUACAGAUCAGUAGAAGACUUGAUGCGAUCUGUCUGCUCAGGACAUUUGUACCCUGUAUCCUACACUGGAAUUUGAGGCAGACUGGCGUACAGAUCAGUUGAAGACUUGUUGUGAAUUGUUUGCUCAGGACAUAGACAUUAGAACCCUGUAUCCUGCACUUUAUUUUUUACAGAUAAUUUAUUUUUAUAAAGUAACUGUUUAUUUUUAUUUUUUUUUUAAUAUUUUUUUUUUUUGUAGUUUUAUUUCUACUGCAUGUAAAGGUGAUUCAUAAAAAAAUCCCCAACUUUGCUGCCAAUAGGCAACUUUGCAGGACCAAAUAUUGGUUAAUAAUAUAUAUUUAAAAAUAAUUCUAUUAAGUAGAGUUGUUGCGCCUGAUCAUGCACGUUAAAGCUAAUUUAUGCUUUACAGAUUUUGUCAAAAGAAGUUUACAGCUUGGCAACAUUUUUCAUGCAAGAUGUCAAAUUUUUCACAAAUACUACAUUCCUCCAGCAAUUCAUUUGUAACUUUGCCCCUCCAUUGGCAGCAUAUGAAAAUGUUAUUGACCAGAAUGUGGUUCUGACCUAUUGGCAGAGAUAUAAGCCCUUUAAUUUUUGGAUGUUUCCUUUUUAAUCAGCCAACGUUUUUUAAAUGUUCUGCGCCUUGUGAGUAAUGCUGGUACCAGUGUUAUACCUUGCAAUGCUAUGGUAUUCGAUUAUGGAGGAGGCUGUGUGUGUGCGUCUGUGGAAGGGGUGUACCGAGGACACACAUGUGACCACACACCCUCCAUCUGAGGACAUAUGUCAUACCGAGGACGUCCUCGAUUAAAAUCUCGCUGAAAAAUGCUAUCUGCAACCCCGUCUCAUUCUUUCUCGCCGAUUCUCGAUGCAAAAAAAACGCGUCCUCGUUUGUGCCAUAUUUUGCAGCCGUUGGGUGUGUUGACUGCCACACGGGGGCCACGCUGUG
Messenger RNA from Asterias rubens (European starfish), 1693 nucleotides. RefSeq lists its product as uncharacterized. Bases 3 to 764 code for a protein of 253 amino acids. The record is from RefSeq and is a predicted model, not a curated record. The transcript is spliced from 4 exons. Lineage: Eukaryota; Metazoa; Echinodermata; Asteroidea; Forcipulatida; Asteriidae.